Ascoidea rubescens DSM 1968 is the source of this 1239-nucleotide messenger RNA. RefSeq lists its product as uncharacterized. The record is from RefSeq and is a predicted model, not a curated record. Lineage: Eukaryota; Fungi; Ascomycota; Saccharomycetes; Ascoideales; Ascoideaceae. The transcript has a single exon. Bases 1 to 1239 code for a protein of 412 amino acids.
AUGGAAGGCUACGUUAUAUCGUCUUUGUUUUUGGUGCUUGUGUUUUUUUUGAGGCUUCUUCAUAGAUUUUUCCAGUUUUCCAGAAACAACGAGGAGCUCAGGCAGACUGUGAAGCAGAAGUACCAGGCUCGCUUGGAUGAGCUAACGGAUUCAUAUUCCAGCUUGGUCUCGAUUAAUGAGAGAACAGAUCUGUUAAUUGCUCAGAAAGGGGAAGAGAUUCUCAAAUUGACUGAGCAGUUCAAGCUCAAAAAAUCGCUAUUGAACAGACUUCAGAAACAAUUUGACGAAAUUGAGAAGGAGAUUUUGGAAUUGAGCCAAAACUUUAAAAGUAUAAUUAACGACGAGAAUUUUUCAGUUAAAUUAAAGGAACAAUUCAAAUUAAAAAAGAAAUUGGAAGGGAAAAUUGAAAAAUUGAGCUACGAAAACGAAAAAUUUAAUUUUGAAAACAGUAAUCUUAAUCAAAAAAUACAAGAUAAUUUGAAUGAUUUUGAUAAAUUGUAUGAAACUAAUAACAAGAAAUUGAUUUUAAGUAAUUUGAGUAAUAACAUAAAUGAUGAUUUGAUAAAUAUUGAUCAGCUUAAUAAAAAUUGUAUUAGUCAAAAUCAUUUCUUUUUUGAUCUUGUUUUAAAUUUUAGAAAAAUAUAUAAUCAGGCAUUGGUUGAGCCUGAUGUUUUAAUAAGUUAUAACCUAGAUUUUGUUUAUAAGUUUAACAAAAUCACUGAUCUGAUUAUCAAAAUGAAAUAUCACUUCUCAACUGAAUUUUUAAAAAUUAAAAACAAAAUAACUGAUAUAAUUUUUUCAUAUCAUAAACAUUUAAAUCAUGAAUUUGAGUCCAAAUCAAAUGCUAAAAUUAUUGCCAAGCAAAAGGAAUUAGAAACAUUAAUUAAUAAUUACAAUUUUCUACUUUCAGAGAGAAAUGAACAAAUUGCUAUUUUAGAGAAUAAAAUUAAAAUUAAAAAGAAGGAGCUAUCAAAGAAGAAACCACUUGAAAUCAAAAAUCAGAUACAUAGGAAGAAAGAUAAAGAUAAGGAUAAAGACAAAUUAGUUGAAAAUCAAAAACAUAAAGUUCCUAGUGAAGAUCAUGUCAAACUGGAAAGUUUUUCAAAUGAGAUACUUGCUGUAUCUAAAAUUAAAAAUGAUUUUAGUUCCAAGAGAAUCAAAGUUGCAGGAGGUUUUCUUGAAUUUGGAAAACCUCAAAAUCCUAAAACAAUUAAAUUAUUAAACAAGUUGGCUUCAUAA